Diutina rugosa is the source of this 807-nucleotide messenger RNA. RefSeq lists its product as uncharacterized. The record is from RefSeq and is a predicted model, not a curated record. NCBI's taxonomy places the organism in Eukaryota, Fungi, Ascomycota, Pichiomycetes, Serinales, Debaryomycetaceae. The coding region runs from base 1 to 807 and encodes 268 amino acids. The transcript has a single exon. Gene Ontology annotation, molecular function: intramolecular lyase activity.
AUGUUCAGAUACCUUGCCACCAGAGCCGCCCCCCGGGUUGCCAUCCGCAGCGCCGUGCGGGCUCCGCGAGUGUCGAUGCGUGCCUUCGCCGCCAUCGGUCUUGUUGGUGCUGCCGGCUUCUCGAUUGCCUCGGCAAUGCCGUGGAAGCCGAUCGCCAACGAAGGCCAGGCGAUUGAGGUCGACCUGGCGAUCGACCCUUUCCCCUUGGAGAUGAAGAAAAACGACUUCUUGAAGACCGACUGGGUGCUUGUCGGUACCGGGGUGCGUACGGUGACGUUCGUCAGCUUCAAAGUGUACGGUGUAGGCAUCUACGUGGCCAAGGAAGACUUGCCUAAGGCCAAGCAAUUGUUGCAAGGCGUCAACAUCGACACGUUGUUGGACCCGGUAGCCAACGUGGGUGUGAUCGACAAGUUGUUGGACGGCGGCGUUAAGUUUAUGGUGAGAUUCUCGCCCGUGCGUAACACCGACUUCAACCACUUGAAGGACGGCUACAUCAAGCUGAUCUUGGCCAACCCUAAGGCGAAGGAAGUGCGUGAACCGAUUAACCGUGGGUUGGACGAAUUGAGACUGGUGUUCCAGCUGUACCGUGGGGCCGUUCCCAAGAAUCACGUGUUGUACUUACAACAAGGGCCCCAGGGCCAAUUGGACUUCACCUACCAAAACACCAAGGACAACACCACCCGCCACAUGGGCACGGUGGCCGAGCCUCAGGUGCUGAAGGUGUUGUUGCUGUCGUACAUGCUGGGGGCGAAGCCGCUUUCGGUGCCGUUGCAACAGUCGGUGGCUGCCGGGCUUGCCACUUUGUAA